Messenger RNA from Durio zibethinus, 985 nucleotides. Its product is annotated as heavy metal-associated isoprenylated plant protein 4. Lineage: Eukaryota; Viridiplantae; Streptophyta; Magnoliopsida; Malvales; Malvaceae. Gene Ontology annotation, molecular function: metal ion binding. The record is from RefSeq and is a predicted model, not a curated record.
UCACCGUUUCCUACCAAUAUAUUAAUUUUCCUCCUUGUAUAAGAUAUAUUAGGCUUGUUUGGUGACUUCCAUAGAUUCUCUGUUUUCUUGGUCGCACAUUUCCUCUCUCGCUUCAUCUUUUAUUUAAUUUUGAUGUUGACUUGUACGCAUAAACUAUAUGUAUAGUGCAAUUUCCUUUUGUUAGUCACGGCUAAUCGAGGAGUUGUUUGCUAAAAUGGCCGCAACCAAAGAUGAGAAAGAGGGAGCAAAAGACAAAUUAAAGACUGAUGGAGUGAUUACCGCGGUUUAUAAAGUUAAUCUGCACCGCCGGCAAUGCCCAUGCGAGAUAAAGAAGCCUCUUAUGAAGACUCAAGGAGUUCAUAGCGUGGAAAUCGUGAUUGAAAAAGGUGAAAUUAAGGUUAAGGGCGUGAUUGAUGCAAUAAAAAUCCACAAGUUGAUAGAAAAACUGAGUAAGAAAAAGGUAGAGUUAGUAUCACCUCUGAUGAAGAUCACAGACAAGGAGAAAGCUGCUGCAGCAAAGAAGAAAGUGAAGGAAACUAAAGAGCCAAUUUUACGCACUACGUCAGUGAAGAUGCAUCUACACUGUGACAAGUGUGACCAAGAUAUACGGAAGAAGUUAUUGAAGCACAAAGGUAUCUACAGUGUUAAGACUGAUAUGAAAGCACAAACUCUAACAGUGCAAGGAACUAUCGAGUCCGAUAAAUUGUUGCCAUACAUAAGAAAAUAAUUGCAUAAACAUGCAGAGAUUAUAAGCUCAAAAACAGAGAAAAAGGCAGAAAAGAAGGAAAAUCCAAAAGCUGAAGCCAAAAAGGAUGAUUUGAAAGCUGGGACCGAAUCUAGUGAAAAAAUUGAAGUUACGGAAUUCAAGCAAGAGGUAAAAGUGAAGCUCAAAAGUAAAGAUGGCAAUGUUCCAUAUGUUGUUCACUAUGUCUACGCUCCCCAGUUCUUUAGUGAUGAAAAUCCGAAGGCAUGUUCUAUUAUGUAA